AUGAUUCCUCCCGUGAUGACCAACAAACCGCUUCCCGCGAUGAAUAAAACAACAAAACACGCCGGUACCAAAAAGAACCAAGAAGAAAGAACCAAGAACGUGGAUGAAAAGACAAGAGAAAACGCCGCUAUUCCAGCCGAAGAUGUUUGCAUGAGGUAUCCUAGUAUUCGCAAUUUCCAAACCCACGCAUGCCAUUGGAACAAGAAACGCAAAAAAAUAAAAUCGAGAAACCCCAGCGACCUGCGCAAUUACAAGACGGCCGUCUUGGGGAGAAAGAAGGGCAUUAAGAGAAGAAAGAAAAACAAAACAUACAAAGGGAUGCGAUGCGCAUAUGGGUGCAAGAGACAAAAGAUUGACGCACUGAGUGCUAAGUCUGGCGCAACGCACAAAUGA
This is a messenger RNA of Penicillium robsamsonii, 393 nucleotides long. RefSeq lists its product as uncharacterized. Bases 1 to 393 code for a protein of 130 amino acids. The transcript has a single exon. The record is from RefSeq and is a predicted model, not a curated record. Lineage: Eukaryota; Fungi; Ascomycota; Eurotiomycetes; Eurotiales; Aspergillaceae.